AGUGCUUUUUUGGUCGUGUUUCGUUGCGUUUAGUUGUUAAGCAACUAGUAUUAGGCAGAGUUUAGUAUUUAGAUCAAGUUUGCCAACUUUUAUCCGUAUUUUUUUCAAGUAUAAUCUGAAAAUCAGACUUGUAAUUAAUUUUGAUUUUUGUCAUUUUUAAACUUAUAUAUUUCCUUGAGCGAACUUUACAAAAACAUAUCGUGAUAAAAUCAAAUUGUUUUUUGUGAUAGUGUUUGGGAUAAAUUAUAAUUGUACAGAGAUAUAUUAUCACGUCUUUAUACCUGGCGGGGUAGACAGAGCCGAGAAUCUCGAAACUCGAACGCCACGCUUCACUACAAAAUACAUAAUAUUCUUGUGCAAUAAUAUAUUUUUUGAAAUCAUUUCCAUAAUAUUAGCAAAUUAUUAUUUCGAUUAAUUGAUUAAUCAUUUCUAUAAAUGUUCGUUAAUUGUAUAAAAAUCAACAAAAAAACAAACACAAAUGGAACGACUGUUAAUACUAAUUUGCAUCCAAGUAGUAUACAGCAGUCACAGCACACAAUCCGAAGCCCGAAAAGAUGUUAUCAUAACUUACGCAGGCCACGUCGAUGCUGUCAACCAUCCAACAACUAACACACCAACAACUACAACAACACAAACAAUAACAACUGAAAAAACAACAACAACUGAACCCGUAGCAACAACAACAGAAGAAGAAUAUCUAACAGAUGUAAUAACAGAAACUGCAACGGAAACAACGGAAAUUAUACCGACAGUCGAAGAAGCAACUUUUCAAUUUCCAGUUGAUGAGGAAGAAGUGAUUUUUGUGCCUAAUAACAAAGAACCACAUAGAAUAGAGGAUGUUGAAAAUGAAUUUUACAAUAAACAUAUAAAUAUUGGUGAUUUAGUGAGCAAAACCGCUGUCGCCGAUGUUAUAAAGAAAACAACAACUGAACCGGUCCACGAAGAUAUUCUCUUCAUAUCCGGGAAGAAUGCAGAACCACUAGAAGAGAAGAAGUCCGCAACGGGGAGAGUGAGUGAAAUGCAUGUUGACACGAGAAGAGAAGGCAACGAGAAACCGAAGAAUAAGAAGUUGGACUGCACAAACCUGAUCUGCACGAACAAACUGGACUCCGUGUGUGGGGGCAAGAAGGAAAAUCACGAGUGGAGAUACCGGCUGUUCCUGAACGAGUGCUUCUUCAGGAAAGUAAAUUGUAACUUCAAUCAUGAAGAAAAUCGAUACAAGCAAGUAUUGAAGGAACGUUGUCAUAAUGUCGGAGCCCAUCUCCUCAUGAGACCUAGAUUGGUGCCACACCUACCUUCACCAUCUCCACCCACGGAGAACCUGAACUUGAAACGCAGGAGUUUUUCUUCCAGAAGAGCCACAAACCUGGACAUUCAUGGUCGUUUCUGCUCCCACCCAUGCCCCAGCUCGUGUCCAGACGAUUAUGACCCAGAGUGCGCCGUUUCCAAAAGAGGCGAGAUGAAAGUGUUCGUCAACCAUUGCAAACUGGAUCUGAACUCUUGCUUCUAUGGAGAAUUUUGGCAUCUGCGCCCCCUGUCGGAGUGCGUGGGCGGCAAGAAGGCAGACAUGCGACAGAACAGGGCGUUCAUAGCUUGGAUGCAGAAGGCUGGAAUGAUAAACAAUAAGGGGAAACUCAUGUUGUAAUGUCCACAGAUAUUAUAACAUUAUAUUGUAAUAUUAUAACAUUAUAAUGACGACCUCAGUGGCGCAGUGGUAAAGUGCUUGCCUCUGAACCGGGUUCGAUCCCCGGUCGGGUCAUGAUGGAGAAUGAUCUUUUUCAGAUUGACCUGGGUCUUGGAUGUUUAUCUAUAUAUGUAUAUGUUAUAAAAUAUAGUAUCGUUGAGUUAGUAUCCCAUAACACAAGUCUCGAACUUACUUUGGGGCUAGCUCAAUCUGUGUGAUUUGUCAUAAAAAAAAAUAAAUAAUAAUAAAGCCGGUAACACACCAUAGCUGAACUCAGACAGACGACGCGAAAUAAACAUUGCUUAGUUUGUAUGAUAGUUUUAAUUUCCAGCAAUGAAAAUGCUUCAUUGUAUGCCGAACCCAAGUCCGGCGAACUGUUUCCCGAAUGGUAUAAUCGUCAUAACACUGUAACGCCACGCAUUAUGACCUCUUUAGUCAUAUCGCGUGCGCGCUGGCAUGAUUUUUAUUUCUUUCAUUCUAAAUUCAAAAUUUUAAAUUAUUGUUCCACUUGAUAUUUUGAAAUCACAUUUUGACUCUUUCAUUACCAUAACGAUAUCGGCACGUACCACAGUACGGUGUAAAUAAAAUAUUUAUUAAAUUAUAAAAUACGGUGUAUAUUAAAUAUAUAUAUAUAUAUACAUAUAUACAGACCCUUAAAGGGUCUGUAUUUUAUUUAUUAAUUAUAUUAUUAUAUAACUGUCUGCCUUUGCCUAUUCCUACUCCAACCCUACCUGAGAUUACCCUACCACCUAACAACACUUUCAAAAUCAAGGCCGAUUAACAUUAUGAUUAGUUAAAUCAGGUUUGCACUAGUCAACUUUGAAGCUAACUUUAAUCAUAAUCAUUAAUUAUUAUAUAUUUUGUAACCAUUAUUUUGUAAACUUCAUUUCUCUUUUUCGGAUUUUGUUGUCUGUCAGCUGUAAAGACUAUAAAUGUCCCUAGUUGUCUGGUUUGAAAUCCACAGUAUGGUGUUAUAUUCGAAGGCCUGGAUCCUGGUCCCUAUGUUGCCGUAGAGUCGUCUCCUGUUUCUUCUCAGCUAUUAAGCAUCCAAGCCCAGUGUCCGCUUUCCUACUUUUGCGUCGUCACUUCGUACGGUCACCGGCAUCCCUAGUUGUCAGACCAUUGUCACGCAUAUCGUCCUUGACGACAUCAAGCCAGGACUUCUUGGAUGUGCCCCUUCUGCCAGGACCGCGGUAGCAUUCCCAAUGGAUUUGAGCUGAUUGAUGUCACGUUAAAUGCACAAGUUACCGGAAAUAUUACUGACAUUAUUACAGACAGUGUAUAUAUGUGUAUAUAUGAUCUAUAUUUGUUAAUUGACGUCCUUGGAGAAAAGGCUGCGGUGAAGUUUGUUGCGCCGCUUCUUCUUCACCUGCGCUUUGGAAGCCGGCAGUAGACUUGAUUUAAGUAAUUUUUGACGUCAAUAUGAUGUAUAUCGUCCUAAAUUGAAAUUUGAAUUAAUUUAUAUUGUAAUGAAAAAGUUUAUUUUGUGUUUUAAUUUAUUAUUAGUUUUGGAAUUUAUUAAAUUAUUUGAUUGUUAUAUUUUUUA
Messenger RNA from Plodia interpunctella (Indianmeal moth), 3230 nucleotides. RefSeq lists its product as uncharacterized. The coding region runs from base 479 to 1645 and encodes 388 amino acids. The transcript is spliced from 7 exons. The record is from RefSeq and is a predicted model, not a curated record. Lineage: Eukaryota; Metazoa; Arthropoda; Insecta; Lepidoptera; Pyralidae.